This is a messenger RNA of Cyprinus carpio (common carp), 3179 nucleotides long. RefSeq names its product mycocerosic acid synthase-like polyketide synthase. The coding region runs from base 1 to 2613 and encodes 870 amino acids. The record is from RefSeq and is a predicted model, not a curated record. The transcript is spliced from 2 exons. NCBI's taxonomy places the organism in Eukaryota, Metazoa, Chordata, Actinopteri, Cypriniformes, Cyprinidae.
AUGGAUCCCAUUGUAUCCAAAGUGAAAGAGAAUUUUAUUACUGGUGAAUAUUGGGCACGGAAUAUCAGAGAGCCAGUUGAAUUUGAACAAGCUGUGAAGUCUGCAGUUAAAAACAAAAGGAAUGUGAUAUUUGUUGAAAUUGGUCCAAGAAGAUCUUUGCAGAGGUACAUCACUGAGACUCUGGGAAAUGACUUUACUGUGAUUCCCUCAGUGCAGCCUGAUAAAGAUCACGAGACAAUGCUUGCUGUUGUUUCCAAACUGUUUGAGUUUGGGCUCAGAGUGGACUGGGAAAUGUUAUACAAAGGUUUUGAGACUGAACCAAUUCCCUACCCACGAUACCAGUUUGAUGAUGUGAAGAGUGAUGUCUUCGCUUCACAUUUGCAGUCGAAUGGGCCUACUAGCAACCAUCCAGUAGUUACACAAAUUGGCACAGGCAGUUCAAUGUUCAGCUGUGAUUUAUCCUCUGAAUCUGUGGCCUUCCUGCAGGACCACAAGCACGGUGGGGUUGCCAUCAUUCCUGGUGCAUUUUAUGCAGAGUUGGGUUUAGCAGCUUACAUGGCAUAUGCAAAACCUAAAGUUCCACUAAGUUCCCUGCAGCUCAGUGUAACAUUCCAGAGUCCAUACAUUUUCACCCAGAAGGCCCCAGAAAUAAACAUACAGCUGGAUCAUUCAGAUCAUUUGGAUGAUAACACAUGUAACUUCAAAAUACAGUCUACUUCUGCAGUCUAUGCAUUUGGCACAGUAGAAACAAAACCAGGUAGAAUGCCUGAAGAACAAUUCAUUUCAUUAGACUGUAUUUCCAAAAGAUGCACAUUCCACGUGACUACUGAAGAACUCUACAAACAUCUAAGUCAAACAGGAUUUGAAUAUGGGUCUGUCUUCAGAAAUAAGGCAGAUAUUUUUUGUGGAGAAGAAUUUAGAGAGGUUAUAUCUGUUGUGAAGGUCCCAAAGGAAUUACUGCCUCAAUUACAUGACUAUCAUGUUCACCCUGUGGUCUUGGAUUACGUCAUGCAAAUUGUUCCAGUAACUAUAGUGAAUGAUGUAUCAUCAAGACCUCAAUUUCCUGCACAAAUAGGAAGCCUGACUGUAUUUGAACCAUUGCAAGAGGAGAUGGUUGUAUAUCUGAGAGCAGUACAUGUGGGAGAAGAUGAUUUUGACAUUUGUGGCUGCUUAGCCAACAAACAGGGUAGGGUGUUGGUUGAACUCAGCUAUGUGAAGAUCAGAAUGCUAGGAAGUCGUUCCCAAGUAGUCAAAGAGUACUUCUUCCAUAACAAUCUCAGUAUCAUCUCUGAAGUUGCUCAAUUUGAUACACAGAUGAAGGCACUGGUAUUUUCUGACCAGGUAGGAAUUUCUAAAGCUUUGCAACAGUACUUGGACCCAAAAUCUAGGUAUGUGUCUCCUUCAAAAGCUAACACACUGUUAGAAGAUGGAGUUGAACUCCUUUUGUCAAAACUGAAUAUUUCAAGUGUAAAGAAAAACUUCCAGGAAAUUUUGUUCAUUUGGAGUGAUGCAGAUUUAACCUCUCUCGAAUCAGAGAAGGUCUUGGACAGCAUGGCAGGGUGUUGUGAGGUUUUCAGAAAGAUUGUCAGAUAUCUUAAGACACUUCGUUUUCCAGGUGAUAUCAGAGUAAUAACCUAUAGGUGCUCUGAGACCUUAGUGGACUGCAUCAACCCUGGGUUUGUUCUGUCAGGCAUGACAAGAGCAUGUGCAGCUGAGCUGCCACAACUUUCCUUCCAGAUGAUUGACAUGGGUUCUGCCUCUUUUGAAGACAUCAGAGCUUUGGUUCAGGUCCUCAGGUCUUACCCCUGUCACAAAUAUCCAGAGCUAGUAGUGAAGGAAGGCAAAAUUCUCAAACCUGAAAUCACCCACACACCAUUGCCAACGAUGGCAAUCUCUUCAACAAAUAUCCACAUGUUGCAUGAUCAAGUCUUUAUGUUGCAAACAUCUGACCCACAUAUAAUGACAAAUCUGUCAGCAACACAAGUGGAUAAUUCAGUUGAACUUAAACAAGGAAAAAACAUUGAGCUUCACCUCAAAAAAAUCUGCGUUCAUUCAUCAGACUACUUUCCAGUCAGCAUUUCUGACCUGAAUUAUGGUCAGACAUUGUAUUGGAACAAGCACACAAAUGAAAACCAUAAGCUCUUAGCCCUUGACUUCAGUGGCACUGUCACAGCAGUAGGUAAAGAUGUCAGUAAAUUUAAAGUUGGUGAUCACGUUGUGUCUUGUUACCCGGUGGCUGCCACCACUAAAGUAGUUCUCCCAGCAGCUGUUUGCUGUAAAGCAAAAAGGCUUUCAUUCCUAAAUGAAAUCCCUUGUGUCUCUUAUAUGGUCUUAGCUUGGGAGAUCUUGCACGAGGCUUUACCCAGGGCUAAACAGCAAAGGAAACUGGGUAUUUUCUCCACUGUCCCUGACUCAGCUUUGAUGACUGUUUUAAUUGCUAUUGCAAACAGAUCAGGUUGGAAUGUCAGAGUGAGCAUGCAGGCUGAUCAGCUUUCUGGUGAUUUUAGUGAGGUUGUGGGAGCUGUUCUUCUUCCUCCUUAUAAUGUAAAAACUGCUGAAAUAGCUAGCAGUGUUACAGGCAUCAAAUACAUUGUGUUUGUCUGUGACAACUAGACAGAUUUUCCAUUGAAUUCAACAACAUUUAGUGGUACAAAUGAGGAGGUCUACUACCAUGUCCUCUGCAUGUCGAAAAUAAUGCAGAAAUCCUCUCUGCAAACCCAAAUGCCACAAAUCUACCGUUGGCUGAUAUCUAUGGAUUUGGGCAGAAAGUCGUUGUCUUUGGAUGCAACAGCUGUUCAAAGAGUGAAAUCUCAAGACAUUGAUCUUUUGUCUGUAAAAGAAUCUGAAUCAUACUUCAGAUGCCAGAUCGUACCCAUAAUAGUCCUGAACAGUGAAGCCAAGGACCAGCUGUCUGACAUUCCAGUGAUGCCCAAGCACUGUCUAUUCCAGAAAGAUUCAGUCUAUAUUGUCACCGGUGGUCUAACGGGAUUGGGCUUUGAGACAGUAAAGUUCAUCGCUCAGAAAGGAGGAGGAAAAAUUGUUAUUCUGUCUAGAAGUAAUCCAAACUCUAGGAUGCAACAAGAGAUAAGUCAAGUCAGUAGCCAAUGGGAUUCAGUCAUUAAAUCUCUCCCAUGUGAUGUUUCAAUUUCUGAGCAAGUGGACCAGAUGAUUGUUAAUAU